Taeniopygia guttata (zebra finch) is the source of this 11873-nucleotide messenger RNA. NCBI's taxonomy places the organism in Eukaryota, Metazoa, Chordata, Aves, Passeriformes, Estrildidae. The record is from RefSeq and is a predicted model, not a curated record.
AGGCAUUUCUAUAAACCCAUCCCCUUACUGUUCAUUGCACUGAGAAGAAAAACAGAAAGAUGAGAUUUCCCAAUGAAAGCAAAACAAGAGGCAGAAAUAUAAUCUCAUCUUUUCUCAGGAAGCAGGCAAAUCUCCUGCACUAUCCACUAGUCCUGGAAUUAAUCAGCUUCUGAAUAAUACAUUUGGACUGCUUGGUGAGAUGAUUCUGAGUUAGAAAGUCCCUAAGAAGACUCUCUGCAAGUGGAUGAAGGAAAGAAAAGAAGAUAUGGGGCACGCUAUACAACAGUUCAAGGCUCUGUUUUGGAAAAAUUGGCUCUGCCGUGUGAGGCAACCGGUCUUCUCUCUCACUGAAAUACUGUGGCCAUGUGUACUUUUCUUGAUUCUAGCUGCCAUUCGCUUCCAGGAGCCCCCAAAAUACAAGGAAAACUGUUACUUAGAAGCUCGUGAUUUACCAAGUCGGGGCCUUUAUCCUUUCAUGCGGACCGUUUUCUGUAACAUUGGUUCAAGAUGCAGGAAUGCCAGUUCCACAGCACAGAGACACAGCCGCUUUAGAGAGAUGGGGUGUCAUGGGAACAGUAAUACCAAUUAUCUUCCCUUCAAGAAUUUAUAUCAAGCCAUAAGUCUGAUAAAGGAACAGUUUUUUGUCAAUAAUAUUGCGUUUAUUAAAAAGAUAAAAGAACUUGCAAAGGAAUUCAUUGAUACUACAGAGAAAGCCAUGGCCUUAGAAAAGCUAUGGGAAGAAAACUCAAGGCUCUCAGUUUUGGGGUUUUUUUUCCACCUAAAGAUGGAUUUGAACGAAGCAGAGAAAAUUAUUUCUAGAGCAGAAAAUCUGUACAAGCAACCAUAUUUCUGGAACUUUCUUCAUUCACUCCCUCAUCUUCAGCUGAACAGCUUUUAUACAGAAGAUGAGUUAGCUACCAUAACACAGUUUCUAGAAGCUAUUCAAAACUUGACUUUUGUUUUAUUUUCCACUUUCAGUACCUUAGCAUCACUGAAGGAUUUAACUAUGAUGCCAUUGGGCCAAAGUUUCUAUGAAGUGGUGAAAAUGGCGCUGAAUUUGACUGCUGCAUCACUACAGGAUAGGAGCCUAGAAGGUAAGAAAUUUGCUUCAGAUUUUCUUUCUUUUCAAUACAAUCUUUCUUUCGGGGAUGUUUUGUGGAAUCCGCUUGCUGUGAAAGCAGAACUUGAAUCCAGGUUUGGUUUUGAUGGCCCUCGUGUUGAGAAGCUGUUAAGUUAUACAGCACAAUUAACAGAGAUUCCCACAGGAGAGACACUGGAGCAGUUUGUGUGCUCUGCUCUGGCUGUUGUCCCAGAAGAUGAAGCAAACAAAGAGAAUAAUGGAGAGGGCUGUAACUCUACACAGCAUGAGGCCAAACUGUAUCUUGUUCAUGCUGUCAGCAAGUUCAAACUCUAUGCAUGGCCUCUUCAGAGCAUCUGGACAAAAAAGAAGACAGAACUUUUCUGGCAUAUAGUGGAAAUUGUAUUCCAUGAACUAGAUUCUAGGCUUUCUCUCUUGAGUCAAGUAGGAGAGGAAGAGGUAAUUGAGACCUUAUCUAGAAUUUUAUCUUCUACUACAGAAAAUAAAAUCUAUAAUAGAAUUAUAGUGCUGCUCAAAAAGAUCCUGACUGAUUGGCCAGAGUUAAAUAUUACUGCUUUGGACCAUUUAAAACAAUUCAGUGGAAACUUCCAAAGAAAUCUCUAUGAACUUGAAUCAUUGUCUGGUGAUCAUGUCAAUGUCUCAUUUAGCACAAUUCCUGGAGUGAGUAAUAAUGCAUUUUUUAUAUAUAAGGUACAAGAAUUAGAAGAAAUUGUGCAUGAUUUUCUCAGAAAUAUCAAAAAAUUAAACAGUACUAUUGUGGCCUCACUUGUUCCAAAAAUUCUCUCUCUCUAUCAGAAUGAUGAUAUGGUUUUAAAUAUUAAGAGCAAUAACACUCUGUUAAAACUUCUUUAUGAGGCUUCAAAAAGUAUGUCAUCUUCUCAAGUAUGGCAUGAUUUGCAAAAUAAGGAACUAGUUUUUGAUUUUCUGUUUGAAACUUUUGAUCUUCUCUGGAACCUCACCAAUAAGUCUCUCUGUGAAAAAUUACUAUUAAUUUACAACUACACAGUGUUUCAGGCACAGCUUCUUGCACAGAAUGGAAAAAAAGAUAUACAAGUCAUUUAUGACACUCUGAGCAGCCUUAAAACUUUAUUUAUAGAUGAAGAGUUCCAAAGCACUCUCUUAUGUUAUUUGGAAGAGCUUCUUGACCUGUCUUCAGGAUGCCUGGUAACUAAUGGAUGCACUGAUUUCUAUCUAGCAAACACGAGUUCAGUAGAACAUUCAGCAGAGGUUUAUAACUUACUUCUGCUUCCAUUGGACAGUGUCCUGUCUGAUGUAACAGACUGGGGAGAUAAGGUAGCUGUGCCUUCUGCUUUGCACUGCACUUUUACAUGGCUUCAGGCAUGGACAGAGAUUUUUGAAGAGGCAUCGGAAAUCUUGAAUUUGAAUUCAACCUAUUUUGUCUGCCUAAGAGAUGAUUUGGCAUAUUUCUCUGAAAACUUUUUAAAUGUAACUCAAGAUGAACUGUGCAAUAAUACAGCUAUGGCUAUUGUUGAAGCUACAGGAGCAGCAAUGAAGCUUUUAAAAUCUGUAUUUCAGGAAACUGGUCAGGAAACUGGCAAUUUAAAUGACUUGAAAGAUUUUGAGGCUUUCCUUGUUAAUCUUCAAAGGGUAAUUAACAAUGCAUUUGAAGUCACAAACUUGCUUAAAGAUAGCAGUUUAGAAAGUGUAUUAGAGACAAUGGGAGCUGUGAUAACUAAAAUGCGGAAAUCUAUACUGAAGAUUGCUAAUGAAGAGUUUUUGAAUUCUUGGCUUGAUGCUUUCAUCUCAGGAGGAUAUGAGGGAGAAGAUAAGCGUGCUGGUGUAUUUUCCAUUGAAAAUUCCCUUUCUACUAUUCUUAAGCUCUCACAAGAGGAGCUUGAAAUUAUUCUCAUGGAGAUAAAUGACACAUCUGCUUUUUUAAAAAGUUUACCUCGAGACAAAUAUAUGGUUUGUAUCAGCAUUUUCCAGAAUAUUACCAAACUAAUUUUGGGAGAUGAAACGGAUUUUCUAAAGCAUAUAGUUGCCUUGGUGCAAAACAUGAGAAACAUGGAUGUUGAGUUUUUGAUAAGUAGAUUCAAACAGAUCCAGGAGAACCUAGAAAAUUUCUUUAAAAAUAUUCGACCUUUUAACCUUGGGAACUCUGAGCUAGGUACCUUAAGAGACUGGUGGGAUGCAUUUGAGAACAUAUCAUGUUACUGGAACCUGACUGGUGUACGCCAAAUAACACAGCUUUUUGAACAAGAUGAGUUCUACAAUACAGAAGAUGUGUUCAAUCUCCUCUUUGAUGUCAUCAGCCUUACAGAAAGAUUGGCUCAUGAAAACAUUACAGAAGCACUAACUGAAAUAUAUGCUUUCAUACUGACUCAGGAAGAAAAAAUGCCAAUGUUUACUGACGAGGAGAUCUCUAACCAAAUUGAAGAUCUUCUAAUGUUGCUGGAGGCAUUGGCAGACAUCUCUGAUGAGCCUGGAGAGGCCUCUGUUUGUUUUUCUGCAGCGUUCUGCUGGACUUUCACCACAGCAACACCUCAGAGUGAUCCCACUGUUAAACCUUGUGACUUGGUGCACACCAAUUCUACUUUUCAUUACAAUGCAGUCAUUGAAAUCAUUAAGGAGCUUAAACUCAUCACUCUGGAUGACAGUUUUGCUUGUUCUGUGGAAGACAUUCAGAUGGAUAUCACUCGCAAUCUGACUUGCUUUUUUAAUCAGAUUAAAGAAUGGCACUCUAUAUUUUUGAAGUUUUCUGAGCUCCAUCAUAUAAAUAGCUCAGUUCUCAAAGAACUGCUAGAUUUUUGGAAUGAGCUAUCCCUUUAUGCUGUGCCACUGCAGGUGAAUAAUACAUAUGCAAUCAAUUGUUCCUUCACAUCAAAGAGCCAAAUGGCUUUACAAAUCAUAGAAACUCUGGGCAGCGUUUCAGUGUCAGAAAUGGAGAUGGCCAAAAGUCUUCUUGAACAGUUGAAUAAUCUUUAUGGUGGCCUAAGUUGGAACAGUGAGUCAAGAACAUCACUUGAGAGUAUUCUUACUAAUGUUAAGAAUGUGACCAUUGAAGUUUCCAGACUCCUGAAUACUGAAGCUGUCCUUUCUUUUCUUUCUGUAAUUCAGCCUUUAAUGACACUGUCAUCUGUUGGAAACCAGACACACGCAAUGCUUAUGACAUUAUCAGCUUUAAGUGGGAACAUCAAUGUGUCUGACAACUUUAAGAUCUUCUUGUUUCCUGUAGUUACAGGCAUAGAAAAUUUAUUGGUGAAUUUUAGUGUUAGACACUUCCUUGUGGUGGUAGAUCAAGUGUUUCAAUUACUGAAGUUGGCCACUGGACAGUCCUCUUCAAUGGCGUCUGAUGUUUUACUAGAGCAGAAUAAGACAUCAUCUGAAGAUGCUAUAUCAAGAAAUUUUGAAGAUAUACAAGACAUUGUGAAGAUCAUUCUAUGUAACUGUAAUGAUAAAAAUUAUUCUAAACUAAUGCAUGCCCUAAUUCUCCUUAUGACUAAUGAAAGUUCAUCAAAUGACCUACUGCUGGCUGUCAAAGAUAUUAUUGCCUUUCUGGAGCUAUUCCAAAAUAAGUCUAAGAAGGACCAUACUGGUAUGUCAUUUCGUGACAGUCAUUUUAGCAGAGAGAAAUUGAAUAAUACUCACCCUGGUUUUUCAGUUUUACUAAACAGCCUCCUUCAUAUGGUUGCUGAUCUUGAUGUUGUAGAAGAAGCUUUGCAUAUAAACAGUACUGAGCUUCAUAAAGUUGACUUUAUUGAUUCAUUUUUUUAUAAUGCACCGUAUAGAGACACUUCUAGUCAGUCGCAAAGCAGAACUCUGGAGAUCAUGCAAGAGAUUUUGCAAAUAAUAUUUCAGUCUACUGCAGAACAUGACAUGAAUAAAACAAAACCUUUACUAAUGAAUUUGCAUAAGAAUGUAAUGGCAGAAUUGAGACCCACUGCAGACAGCAGAAAGGAGGCUUUUUCCAAGGAUAUGGUGGCUGCAAGCUUGGAUGUGAAAGUCAAAGAUUUUGUGCAGAAUAUUACUAAAUUGAGGCUGGACAUUGGUUCUUCUGUCAAUAUUUCUGAAGAAACUGUCAAUACCCUCUUGGAAACCAGUGUCUCUCAUUCAGAGGUUCUUUACAGUGCCUUUGUGGUAGCUUUAACUGGAAGAUGUGAUGAAGAAGUACUUAGCCUGCUGCUAAAGCUCCCUGAAAACAAUAGAACUUCCCUGGUAGUGGAAGAAUUAUGCUCUUUACCAGCACUGGACUUGUAUACCAUGUUUGUAUUGAUUAUACAAAAUUUGAAUGUACGUCACAUCAUUUACAAGGUCCAGAUACCACCUGAGAUAGGCAAUGUAUUAAAUAUACUACUGGAUGUGGUUUCUAGUAUCAGUUCACUUCUCAAUAAAGUCCACCAUGUCAUGGAAAAGCUUCCAGUAUUCCUCCAAGGAAUUGAAAAUAUUGGUGUGUUUGAUGUCUCUGCAUUGCAGCAGUUUUUGCAAGGUGGACAGUUCAGAAGUUCAGCUGUUGGAUCCCUGGAGUCUGUAAUCAAGGCAGUAUGUAAAGAAGAAUCUUCAUUUUUCAGCAAUGCAAACCUGUUCAUAGACAUGCCCAGAAUCAUGGGACUUUUGGAGGAAAAUAUGGCAAAAUAUGGCAUUCCUGAAGAUUCGACUCCUUUUUGCUUGAAGCUUUAUCAAGAGAUUUUGCAAGCUCCUAAUGGGGCAUUGCUAUGGACUUUCCUGAAACCUUUAUUACAUGGGAAGAUCCUGUACAAUUCAAACAUCAGCAUGAUUGACCUGGUGAUGGAGAAAGCUAAUUUCACUUUUGGUUUGGUGGAAAACUUGAAGAGUUAUUCUGAGACAUGGCUUAGGAUGUCUGAGAUUUUCAAGACCAGUGGAAAUGUUCUCACUGUCUCACGACUACAGGAAGCCCUGCAAAACAAUUUCGUAAAGCAUUUCAUAGAAAGUAAUUUGGAUAUCAACACGGAAAAACUCCUCAAAAAAAUGCAAGCAUAUGGUGCCUUGUUGAACAAGAUGCUUAACAGCUCAGCAAGUAAACAGAUUGACCUGUUGACACAGCUUGUUGUAAAUAUCUCUUCCUGUGUGUUACUGGACCGUUUCCAGCCUUUUGACUCUAUAGAGAAAUUAGAGGAGAAGGCUCAUGAACUCAUGCAGCAAAAUAAUCUUUUGGCUAGUAUCAUCUUCAGUACACCAGAGGACAAGAAGCAAGAUUCUUUCAAUCUCCUUCCAAGACACAUUUCAUAUACAAUUAGAACCAGUGUUCUCUACAGCAUGAGAACAGAUUUGCUUAAAAAUCCAACAUGGAAAUCCCAUCCCCACAAGUUGCCAGCUGAUGGGUUUAAAUACAACCAUGUAUUUAUUCCUCUUCAAGACAUGAUUGAAAGGGCAAUUAUUUCAGCACAGACUGGGACAGACACCUCAGAGACAGCAAUUCAGGUGCAAGCCAUGCCUUACCCUUGCCAUACCAGUGACCUAUUCUUGAAUAACAUAGGGUUUUUUUUCCCACUUAUGAUGAUGUUAACAUGGAUGGUUUCAGUUGCUGGUAUGGUUCGUAAGCUGGUUUAUGAAAGAGAAAUUAAUCUUGAAGAGUAUAUGAGGACAAUGGGUGUGUAUCCAGCCAUUCAUUUCUUUGCUUGGUUUUUGGAGAAUGUCAUUGUGCUCACAGUAAGCAGCUGUGCUCUGGCCACCAUUUUAAAAGCAAGUGGUAUCUUUGCUUAUAGCAAUGGCUUCCUUGUCUUCCUUUUUCUCCUGGAAUUUGGAGUUACAGUCAUUAUGUUAAGCUAUUUUUUGGGAGCAUUUUUCAGCAGUGCCGAUACAGCAGCUCUGUGUGCCAGCCUUGUCUAUAUGAUCAGCUUUUUACCCUACAUAGUUUUGUUGGUAUUGCAGAACCAGUUGAGUUUCACCAACCAGAUUAUAAUGUGUCUUCUUUCUACAACUGCCUUUGGGCAAGGAAUAUUUUUCAUUACAUAUUUUGAGAGCCAAGAAAUAGGAAUUCAGUGGGAUAAUGUGCACCAGUCAACAGCACAAGGAGGAUACAUGACCUUUGGAUGGAUGUGCUGGAUGAUGUUCUUUGACUCCAUUUUAUAUUUUGUAGGUGGCUGGUAUUUCAGCAAUAUUAUUCCUGGAAAAUUUGGAUUGAAGAACCGAUGGUAUUUUCCCUUUACUGUUUCCUACUGGAAGAGCCUGUGUGGUACAGAGAGAAACAAGAGACAUUAUCUGAAUUCUAGUAUGUUUUUCUUCAAUAAAAACUUCCAAGAAAAAGACACAUCACCUCAGAGCUGGAAAGUCCCUUGCACUGAAGGAGCCACCGUUGGUGUUGUGCUGCUGUCCCUCACCAAAGAGCACGUGGAUGGUCAGAAGGCCGCUGUUAAAGAUCUCAACCUCACUUUCCAUAAGGGCCAGAUAACAGCGCUCUUGGGACCUAAUGGAGCUGGAAAGACAACAGUUAUAUCCCUGUUGACUGGUCUGUAUCCACCGAGCUCUGGUACCAUUAUUGUUGAUGGGAAGGACAUACGGACUGAGCUGGCUGCCAUCAGGACAGAGCUGGGUGUUUGUCCCCAGUACGAUGUCCUGCUCAGCAUGCUGACAGUGCGAGAGCAUCUCCUGCUUUACGGGUCAGUGAAGGCACCAGGUUGGACAAAAGAACAGUUGAAUGAGCGAGUCAGUAGAGCUCUGGAAGAUGUGCAUUUAUCCCAACAUCAGUACAAACCUGUUGGAGCCCUUUCUGGAGGAAUGAAAAGGAGUCUGUCAAUUGCCAUCUCCUUUAUUGGAAACUCAAAGACAGUUGUUCUGGAUGAGCCUACAAGUGGAGUAGAUCCAUGUUCUCGCCGUAGUAUCUGGGAUGUUCUUCUGAAGUACAAAGCUGGUUGCACACUGAUCUUUACCACUCACCAUCUUGACGAGGCCGAGGUGCUCAGUGAUCGCAUUGCCAUCCUGCAGCGUGGCCAGCUGAGGUGCUGUGGUUCUCCCUCUUACCUGAGGGAGACAUAUGGCCAAGGACACAGUCUAACACUCAUAAAAAAGCCCUCUGUGAUUGAAAUCCAGGACCCUAAGCACAUUGUUCAGGUCACUUCUCUGGUACAGACCCACAUUCCAGAAGCCUUCUUGAAAGAUAAUAGUGGGACUGAGCUGACCUAUGUGAUCCCAGAAAGGGCAGAUAAGACCUCUUUUAAAGGUCUUUUCCAAGCUUUAGACCAAAGCCUUCAGCAUCUACAUGUGAUUGGCUAUGGCAUUUCUGACACAACUUUGGAAGAGGUUUUUCUGAAGCUGCUGGAGGACUCAGAGAAGAUGCCCUCUCAUAUUUUGGUUAAUAAAUUUACAAAAUCAGAAUCACAGAAUCAUUUAGAAAGGAAAACAGGUUACUUAGUGCCAUAUAUUUCACUUGUGGGAGCCUCGAGUGUGCGUGGAGCCCACCUUGUUCUCACACAGAUUGUUGCCCUUCUGAUGAAGAGGUUUCACCAUACAAGGCGAGACUGGAGAGGAAGCCUGUCAAAUGUGCUGCUGCCCAUCCUCUUUGUUGCACUGGCAAUGGCCUUGUUUAGUGUGAAGCCACUGGCGAUUGAUUAUCCUUCUCUCAAGCUGACACCAAGACUUUACGACAACACAGAGUCCUUCUUUAGAAAAAAUAAUUCAUGCUGGCAGACAGAAUCUAUGUCACCUCAGGAUUCAUGUAAAUGUAUGUCUGAACAGGAGAUGUGCCCAACUUUCAAUACCUCUGCUCCCUAUGUGAAGAAUAAGAAAGGACAUAUUUUGUAUAAUCUUUCAGGGUUCCCUGUGGAAGAGUAUUUAGUGAGGUCUUCCAACAAAACAAGAUAUGGUGGUUGGUCUUUUGGAGGGACAAAAACAUUUGCACUUCAGGAUAAAAAAUUGAAUAACAGCAAAUAUCAGCCUCAGGCUAAGGUGUGGUAUAACCAAAAAGGUUUCCAUUCGCUGCCAUCCUACUUAAAUGAACUCAAUAACUUCAUUCUGUGGCUGAAUUUACCUUCUAAUGUGGAUUGGAGACAGUAUGGGAUAACACUCUACAGCCAACCAUAUGGAGGAGCCUUGUUGGAUGAGGACAAAAUAAUGGAGAAUGUUCGUCAGUGUGGGGUAGCACUGUGUAUCAUGCUGGGUUUCUCUAUCCUUACUGCAUCCAUUGGAACUGCCAUAGUGAAAGACAGAGUAUCUGGGACAAAGCGCUUGCAACACAUCACAGGCCUGGGUUACAAAACUUACUGGCUUGCCAACUUCUGCUGUGAUAUGCUGUUUUACAUGGUUCCAGUCACCCUGUGUGUUGGUGUUAUUAGUGCCUUCCAGCUAUCAGCCUUCACUUUCCGAAAGAACUUGGCAGCCACUGUUCUCCUGCUGAUACUCUUUGGAUAUGCAACUCUACCUUGGAUGUAUCUUGUAUCCAGAUUCUUCUCAAGUUCAGAUGUAGCUUUUAUUUCCUACAUCUCCUUAAAUUUUGUGUUUGGCCUAUGUACCAUGCUGGUGACUCUCUUACCUCGCUUGUUAGCUAUAAUUUCCAAAGUGCAGAGUUUUCAGAACAUCUACAAUAUCCUCAAAUGGGCAUUCAUCAUAUUCCCACAAUUCUGCCUAGGCCAGGGCUUAAUAGAGCUUUCGUACAAUCAAAUCAAGUUUGACUUGACCAGGAACUUUGGAAUAGAUUCUUAUGUGAGCCCCUUUGAGAUGGAUUUCCUGGGCUGGAUUUUUGUGGCAAUGUCCCUUCAGGGAACACUACUACUUGUUUUACGUCUUUUCCUUCAUUGGGAUCUCCUCUGGAAACCAAGGGGUCAUUGCUCUGUUAACGACAUGGACAGCCCUUCAGAAGAUGUUGAUGUAGAAAUGGAGCGACAGAGACUCUUUGGUGGAAGAACUGGUAAUGAUGUCCUACUUCUGUACAACCUCAGGAAGUGUUAUGGUGGUUUCAGUAAGAAGAACACAGCUGUGGAAAACAUAAGCUUGGGCAUACCAAGGGGAGAGUGUUUUGGACUCCUGGGAACAAAUGGAGCUGGGAAAAGCACAACAUUUAAGAUGCUGACUGGAGAUAUCAUCCCAUCUGCAGGACGUGCUGUUAUCAGGACUCCUACUGGGUCAGAAAUGGAUAUACUCUCUGCUAGCUCUGAAGGUAUUCUUAUUGGAUAUUGUCCACAACAAGAUGCCCUGGAUGAACUUUUAACAGGUUGGGAGCAUCUUUAUUAUUACUGCACACUGCGUGGAAUUCCAAAGCAGAAUAUCCCACAGGCUGCAGAGGACCUUGUUGACCGCUUGCACCUCAACGCCCAUGCUGACAAACUGGUGAGAACAUACAGUGCUGGCACAAAGAGGAAGCUCUCUACUGCUGUGGCUUUAGUUGGUAAACCCCAAAUACUAUUACUGGAUGAGCCCAGCUCUGGGAUGGAUCCCUGCUCUAAACGCUACCUUUGGAAAGCUAUCCUGAAGGAAGUUCAGGAUGGCUGUGCAGCUGUGCUGACAUCCCACAGUAUGGAAGAAUGUGAAGCUCUCUGCACAAGGCUUGCUAUUAUGGUCAAUGGAGCUUUCAAGUGUCUUGGUUCUCCCCAGCACAUUAAAAACAGGUUUGGAGAGGGUUAUUCUGUCAAGGUUUGGCUUAGCAAAGAAAUAAGUUAUGGAAGAAUGAUUUUGGACUGUCUACAAAUGCAUUUUCCAGGAACACAGUUUAAGGGACAACAUCUUAACCUGCUUGAGUACCAUGUACCAAGAAGUCAGGGAUGCUUAGCAGAGCUCUUCAGAGUCCUAGAGAAUCACAAAGCUUUUCUCCAAAUCAAACACUACUCCAUUAGCCAAACCACAUUAGAGCAGGUAUUCAUUAAUUUUGCAACACAGCAACAAGGAGUCUCGCAUUCUUCACAAGGAUCUUCUGUUCAUCAUGAUCAUCUCCUAGUCUAGGCUCAGAACAGGAUACAGCUCCAACAUAACACAUAUAUUUGUGUUUGCAUAUGUACACACAAGCUACUUGCAAUAACUUUUCAACUCUGAACAAUUUGUGCAUGAGAAACAAAUAGUAGAAGGUGAGAGGUGAGUUUUCAUCUGUAGGCCAGAAGGAAUGGGACCAGUUCUUGGUAAAGCAAGAAACUGAUUAUAUGCAGACCAAAAAUCUGCCAAAAAGCAAUGUUUUCUUAAUUUAACUGGUAUUUUAAAAUACAAAUGGCCUAAUUAAUGCAGAGGAAAAAAAGGCUGAUCUGAAAUCUCAGUGUAUAGCAGAUUUUUUUUGGUGGUAGCUCUGCAUUCAUUUGAUUAUAUUACUUUCUUAUAUGCACACUUAAUAUCUAAUUUUUGCAUGAUGAGGCAAGAAAAAACAAUUGAAUGGUAGCAAUAGCUUGGCUAUCACCCUGUAUUUUUUAUUUAAUCACACAAAUUGAGAGCCUUUCAAUUUCUCUGUUAAUUCAGUUAUGUGUUGUGACAAGCUAAGUUAACCUUUUUAUUAUAUAAAGGAUGUACUGUAUCCCAUAAGUUUUAAGUUAUAGAGGCUAUUAGUCUACUAGCCUAGUCUGCCUCCAAGUUAUCUUAGGUAAAUUUAACAGGUUUUCAUAAAUCAUACUUGACAAUGAUCCUGAGCCUGCAGGUUGCUGCUGGAAGUGUUCUCAAGUACCUUUAUAAUGACCUAGUUUGUUUUUCUCAUCUUUUUAUUUCCUUUAUGUUCAAAAAGAAUGUCAAAAUGCUGGUUAAUGGGAAUGCUAAAGGAAGAUAAGAUAAAAAAUCAGACUGUGAUCAAUAAACUCAAUAAAUAUAUUAUGAUGCUAGAUAUUUCAGAUAAGGCCACAGUCUUCAGCCUAUACCUGUGUAAAAUAAAUGAACAUAUAAUGGAUAAAAA